Molecule: messenger RNA, 5147 nt
Organism: Periophthalmus magnuspinnatus
Lineage: Eukaryota; Metazoa; Chordata; Actinopteri; Gobiiformes; Gobiidae
Gene: pik3r4
Product: phosphoinositide-3-kinase, regulatory subunit 4
Exons: 24
Coding region: 300-4304 (1334 amino acids)
Biological process (GO): late endosome to vacuole transport; protein phosphorylation; macroautophagy
Cellular component (GO): phosphatidylinositol 3-kinase complex, class III, type I; phosphatidylinositol 3-kinase complex, class III, type II; late endosome
Molecular function (GO): ATP binding; protein binding; protein serine/threonine kinase activity
Source: RefSeq, a predicted model, not a curated record
AGUUGCGCCGCGGCUAGUUUAGCCUUUAGCUCCGAGCCUGUGAUUCCCGUGUUUAUUGUUUACUUUUCACUCAGGAUGGUUUUAUUUUCAUAACCUCAGAGUCUGGACAUAUCACUCCUCUGCAGCCUCACGCACUGUUAAACAUGUAGUGCGCAUAAGUGGCGGAGUGGUCUGAAAACCUCAUUUUAUUUCCGGAGCUGAAGCAGGACGUGAGCUACAGUUAGCAGCUCGGCUAAAGCUAACGACAACAACAUCUUACAACAUCCCACAUAACCCGACAGAAAGAAGCCAGAGCCAGGAUGGGUAACCAGCUGGCAGGCAUCGCUCCUUCUCAGAUCCUCUCCGUGGACAGUUACUUCUCAGAUAUCCAUGAUUACGAGUACGACAAGAGCCUGGGGAGUACACGCUUCUUCAAAGUGGCCCGAGCCAAACAUAGAGAGGGCCUGGUCGUGGUCAAAGUGUUCGCCAUACAGGACCCAUCACUGCCCUUGACCAGUCACCGUCAGGAGUUGGAGGAGUUGAAGAUUCGUCUCCAUUCAUGUCAUAACUGUCUGCCCUUCCACAAAGCCUCGCUCACAGAGAAGGCUGGGAUUCUGUUCAGACAGUAUGUGCGGGACAACCUGUAUGACCGCAUCAGCACAAGGCCGUUCCUGAACAACAUCGAGAAGCGGUGGCUGGCAUUCCAGAUCCUGAGUGCAGUGGAGCAGUCACACAGGUCGGGCGUGCGUCACGGGGACAUAAAGUCCGAGAACAUCAUGGUGACCAGUUGGAAUUGGGUUCUACUCACGGACUUUGCAAGCUUCAAACCCACAUUCCUCCCUGAAGAUAACCCGGCUGACUUCAACUACUUCUUUGAUACCUCACGCAGACGCACAUGCUACAUUGCCCCCGAGAGGUUUGUGGACGGAAGUAUGUUUGCCACAGAGAGCGACCAAACCACGCCCCUCGUCGAUCUGACUAAUAACAACCAAAGGAGCAGAGGCGAGCUCAAGGCCGCCAUGGACAUCUUCUCUGCAGGUUGUGUGAUCGCUGAGCUCUUCACUGAAGGCGUGCCCCUGUUCGACCUGUCUCAGCUUUUGGCCUAUCGUAAAGGACUGUACCACACCGAACCUGUGCUGAUGAAGAUUGAAGACCGCUGUGUGCGACAGCUGGUGUCUCACAUGGUGCAGUUGGACCCAGAUAAGCGUCUGUCUGCAGAGGAGUAUCUGAAACAGCAGAGGGGCAGAGCGUUCCCUGAUGUCUUCUACUCUUUCCUCCAAAACUACAUGGUCCAGUUCACUACAGAGUCUCUGCAGCCCACCGAUGACCGAGUCCUUCUGGUGCAUCGGGACCUGGACCAUAUACUGGACCGACUUAGCACCGGCCCCCCCUCCUCCACCCUGGUUGUGGAGCCCUCCGUCUCUUCAGAGGCCUCCCUCAGCUCUCGGGAGGAGCAGGGCCUCACGGUGCUGGUGUCUCUGCUCACGUCGUGUCUUCAGACCCUUCACUCCUGCGACAGUAAAUUGGCAGCUCUGGACUUGGUUCUGAGACUGUCCCCUCGUUUGAGUGUGGAUGUGCUGUUGGACCGCAUCACACCGUACCUGCUCCACCUGUGCGCCGAUGCUAUGCCACGUGUACGUGCCCAGGCUCUGCACACGCUCACCCGAGUCCUGGGCAUGGUCAAGGAGGCGCCAAGGAACGAUACCAACAUCUACCCUGAAUAUAUACUACCGGGAAUCGCUCAGCUGGCACAAGAUGAAGCCACCAUCGUACGGCUCGCAUAUGCAGAAAACAUAGCUCACCUGGCGGAGAGUGCUCUGAGGUUCUUGGAGUUGGUGCAGGAGAACCAUGUGAGUAACUGUGAGCAGGACCUGAACGAGGAGUCAGAGGAGGCUCUGCAGCACAGUGACAACUAUGACUCUGAGCUCCAGGCCCUCCAUGAGAUGGUUCAGCAGAAAGUGGUGACGCUCCUCUCAGACCCAGAGAACAUGGUGAAGCACAGUCUGAUGGACACGGGCAUCACCAGACUCUGCGUGUUCUUCGGACGUCAAAAAGCCAACGACGUUCUCCUCAGUCACAUGAUCACCUUCCUCAAUGACAAGACCGACUGGCACCUGCGAGGCGCCUUCUUCGACUCCAUAGUGGGCGUGGCAGCGUACGUGGGCUGGCAGAGCUCGUCCAUCCUGAAACCCCUUCUCCAGCAGGGCCUCAGUGACACAGAGGAGUUUGUGAUUUACAAAGCUCUGAAUGCUCUGACCUGUAUGUGCGACUUGGGACUACUCCAAAAACCUCACAUCAACGAGUUUGUGUCUGACAUUGCUCCAUUCCUGUGCCAUCCAAACCUGUGGAUCCGAUACGGUGCUGUGGGAUUCAUUACCGUUGUGGCCAAACACCUGAAUGUAGCCGAUGUAUACUGCAAACUUAUGCCCCACCUGAGCCCUUUCCUCACGCAGCCAAUUAUACAGAUUGAUAAUGAGUUGGUUCUACUGAGCGUGCUCAAAGCCCCUGUGAGUCGCUCCAUCUUUGACUACACUCUGCGAUCCAAAGACAUCUCUAGCCUCUUCCGCCACCUCCUGCUCAGACAAAAGCAACGCAACGGCUCUUUGCCCGAGUGCCCGGCCCCUGAAGACCCCAACAUCGCCCAACUUUUAAAAAAACUACUGUCACAGGGCAUGACAGAGGAGGAGGAGGACAAACUCCUGGCUCUCAAAGACUUCAUGCUGAAGUCAAACAAAGCGAAGGCGUCGAUGGUGGAGCAGAGCCAGACUGAGCAUGCUCAGAGUGGCGUCAUCGACCUGGGCACACUUGGCAUCAUGGGACGCCAGGUGGACCUGGUGAAGCCGCGCAGCGACACCGAUGAUAAGAGAGCUCGUAAACACACCAAACAGGACUCCACGAUGAAUGAGGAGUGGAAGAGCAUGUUUGGGUCCCAGGAGCCGACUGCUGCCUCUGUUACACCCUCAGAGUCCUCGCAGAAGCGGUCCUCAGCCCCCCCUUCGGUUCCAGUGGUCCAGUCCUGGUCCAGUCCUGGUUUUCAGCGUCGGUUCCACAGCUGUAGGUCAGAUCUUCAGACUCUGGUGCAACUGAAGAGAGAACAGAGCAGUGCUGAGAGGAUGGCCAAACAUCUACUGGAGAGUGCCGAAUGGGAGAGUCGCCCUCCACCUCCAGGUUGGCACCCCAAAGGUCUCCUAGUGGCACACCUUCACGAGCAUAAAGCUGCAGUGAACAGGAUCCGAGUCUCAGACGAACACUCGAUCUUCGCCACAGCUUCAAACGAUGGAACAGUGAAGGUGUGGGACAGCCAGAAGAUGGAGGGCAAGACCACCACCACCAGGUCUGUUCUCACAUACACACGCCUUGGGGGUCACAUAAAGACGCUGUCCUUCUGUCAGGGCUCUCAUUAUCUCGCUGUUGCUUCAGACAACGGCUCCAUCCAACUGCUUGCCAUCGAAGCCAACAAGCCCCCCAAGUCCCCCAAGGUCCAGCCCUUCCAGACCAGGACGUUGGACCUAGCAGAGGAGGGCUGCGUGGUAGAUCUGCACCACUUUAACUCUGGGGCACAGUCGGUUCUGGCCUAUGCCACGGUCAACGGGUCGCUGGUAGGAUGGGACCUCCGCCAAGGCAACAACGCUUGGACCCUCAAACACGACCUACGGCUCGGGCUUAUCACCUCCUUCUGUGUGGACAUGCACCAGUGUUGGCUCUGCCUCGGCACGAGCAGUGGCACCAUGGCAUGCUGGGAUAUGCGGUUCCAGCUGCCCAUCUCAAACCACUCCCACCCUGCACGUGCCCGAGUGAGGAGGCUGCUCAUGCACCCGCUGUACCAGUCCUCUGUCAUCGCAGCCGUGCAGGGGAACAACGAGGUGUCGAUGUGGGACAUGGAGACCGGAGACAGGAAGUUCACUCUGUGGGCCAGCUCUGCCCCCCCUCUGUCUGAGAUGCAGCCUUCUCCUCACAGUGUUCAUGGGAUCUAUUGUAGUCCAGCUGAUGGGAACCCUCUGCUACUGACCGCCGGCUCAGACAUGAGGAUCAGGUUCUGGGACCUGGCAUACCCGGAGCGUUCAUACAUUGUUGCUGGAGGAGCUCACGACUCUCUGCACUGUCCCUCUGUGCUCUACAGCCGCAAGAUCAUCGAGGGAACGGAGGUGGUCCAGGAGAUCCACAGUAAACAGAAGUCUGGUUCUUCGGAGGAUGGUCCGCGCAGAGGACCAGAUGCCCUCCCAGUGGGACACCAUGACAUCAUCACUGACAUCGCCACGUUCCAGACCACGCAAGGCUUCAUUGUUACCGCUUCCCGGGACGGCAUCGUCAAGGUGUGGAAGUGAACAACCUCCUCAUGAGAGGGUGCGACUGCCAACCGCACAUCAACAGGAUAUCAAACCGGCAACCUCAGCAUAAGAGGGCAUCGGAACUACAACCUCAUCACAACAUCACCACAACAAGGGAUCAGACUCAUAACCUCACCGUAAGAGGACUUGAUUGGCCACCGCACAUCAACAGGACAUUAAAGGGCCCAUAUUACACUCUUUCCCUAUCUGAUAUGUUGUUUCCUAAUAACAAACAGAACUGGAAUUGUGUUGUUGUUUCAUUCACAUGUUAACACAUAAACUCUGCAUAUUUAGAGAGUUCUUCUCUCAAACAGAAAACACUGUUCCACCUUGUGAUGUCAUGUGGGGAAUACAGGAAGUGCUCCACUUUGUUUUUAAACUCCAUACACCUUCAUUAGAAUCAUUUGGAUAAUUUCAGCCUCUAAUAAUAAUAAUAAUCAAUCUCUACUGAGCUAAAGGUAAAAUGAGCUUCUAACAUGAAAACUAUUGCUCCAUGACAUGACAAGAAGCCUUUAAACCGGCAACGUCAUCGUAAUAGGUGUCAGAACUACCACAUCACACAACCUCACCGGGGAUAAGACUAGCAGCCUCACUGUGACAGAGCAUGCCACAUUCUUUGACCAGUCACAGCUGUGCGUGUAUCUUUGCUCGUCUCUGAUUGGUUUGUUUUGAAGAUGUGUGCUGGUCGUGCGUUGUGUUUGGACAGAUCCUGAUUAAAUGGGUUUGUGUCACGUCCUCAGUGCUCUUCCGAGAAAUGACACACUGAACUUUGGUCCCGUUUGUCUGGUUUAUUUUCUCCUGUAAAAGUGUAUUAAAAUGUCAUAAAUCAUGUUUGAACAC